UCUAUCUAUCUCUGACCUUUCUAUUGAGCUUGUGGAUGAUCAUAAAUGGAAAACACGAUUUUGGCGAUAUCCUUUUCAUUCAACAAAAACGCCCAUCCAUCUCGAAUAUUCGCAUCCACCGCAGCCUUCUCGUCUCCGCGAUCCGCAUCAUAAUCAAUAUGUCUUCUCUCUACCUCACACUUUCUUAAUCUCGCAUUUUUCCCAUCGCCGGAACUCCUCCGACCGACGUCUCAUGGCCGUUCUGCUUCCUUCGUCGGAAUUCUCCUUCCGCCUCGAACUUCCGUCAAAAUGUCUCUUCAGAUCAAUCUCGAACACUGUUCGAUGGCACAAUAACGAUGUUAAGUUUAAGUUGCAGGUUCGCGCUUCUUUGAAAAUCAAGGAUCUGGAUUCGGUUCGUGAAUUAUCUGCUCCGGUGAAGCUAACAAAGCAAGAGGAAGAAGAAGAAAAUAGACGGAAUUACUAUGUAAAUACUGGUUACGCUAUACGAACACUACGUGAAGAGUUUCCCCAAUUGUUCUACAAAGAACUUAGGUUUGACAUUUACAGGGAUGAUAUUGUGUUCAAGGAUCCACUAAACACAUUUUCAGGGAUUGACAAUUAUAAAUCAAUUUUUUGGGGUCUUCGAUUCCAUGGUAAGAUGUUUUUCAAGGCAGCUUGGCUUGAUAUCAUCAGCAUAUGGCAACCAGCCGAGGGUAUAAUAAUGGUCCGAUGGAGUGUCCAUGGAAUUUCACGAGUUCCAUGGGAGACCCGCAGCAGAUUUGAUGGUGUUUCAGAGUACAAACUUGAUGAGAAGGGUAAGAUUUAUGAACACAAAGUCCACAAUAUUGCUCUAAAUGGUCCUCCUAAGUUCAAAGUAUUGGGUGUGGAAGAGCUAAUUCAAUCCCUUGCCGGUCCCUCUACUCCAAAACCAACAUAUUUCAAGAUUACAAAGGAAUGAAAGCAACCAGGUUCAAAUUUUUGUCUUAAAUAUACUAUGACUUGUUGUGUUAAAUGUGCCACUUUCAACCAACUUGGGUUAUAUAUACUUUGUAUAUAAUAGGAGGAAUUGUUAAGCUUUGAGUUUCUAUGAAGUGUGUGUUUAUAUAAUAGGAUAUUUGAGAAACUCAAAAGAUACACUUUAUGAUGAGUGGUAUAGCUUUGGAUGAGUUAAGAGUUUGCUUGUACAUAUGAAAGUUGAAACAUGUUCAAGAUAUAGUUUUCUCCAAUAUGAAAAAUGGUUGAUAUUUGA
This is a messenger RNA of Impatiens glandulifera, 1228 nucleotides long. RefSeq lists its product as uncharacterized. NCBI's taxonomy places the organism in Eukaryota, Viridiplantae, Streptophyta, Magnoliopsida, Ericales, Balsaminaceae. The record is from RefSeq and is a predicted model, not a curated record. Bases 233 to 937 code for a protein of 234 amino acids. The transcript has 2 exons.